Molecule: messenger RNA, 1700 nt
Organism: Homarus americanus (American lobster)
Lineage: Eukaryota; Metazoa; Arthropoda; Malacostraca; Decapoda; Nephropidae
Exons: 7
Coding region: 183-1169 (328 amino acids)
Source: RefSeq, a predicted model, not a curated record
CCCAGACGGAAGUGUCCCUCCGUCUUGUGUUAAGUCAGUGUUAAGCUGUGUUAAGGCAGUGUUAAGUUGUGAUAAGUCAGUGUUAAGGAAACACAACUGCUCAAGCACCAACCAACUCUAGGUCAUCCCUCAAGCGGUAACUUAUGUAAAUAAAGUUGCCAUCGUUCACCAGCAGAAGGAAGAUGCGUUUACUUAACAGAUGGGUAAUGGUGGUGGUGGUGGUGACGGCGGUAGCGUCUCCCGCCACACAGAUGUCCGUCAGGAGGCAACUACACGACGAUACACAGACCACUACCGCUGAUCCUAGCUUUCUUUCAGAUGAUGGUAUAGAGGGGUUUGCGGCGCAGUUAUUUUCUCCUAGCACUGGUCAUAGCAUAUCCCAGCAGCAGGUGACCUCACAUGACCUGGGCCGUGACUUCCGGGGGACCUCAACUGGUUCCUCUCGUCAGUUCCGGGUGACUUCGGGUGAACCCGGGGUCGACAUGCUGCUGACCACCCUUGGCGACUCAGUCAACGGCGACCAGCGGACUGUGAUGGCUCUCCUGAAGUCACUCAUGGUGGACGGAGCAGAGAACACCAUGGCGAUGCAGAUGGUUCGUAAGACAGCUGGAGGGAGGAAGAAGGGGAGUCAAGGUCCUCUAGAUGAACCUCUACAGGAUCAAGGCCAAGUAGAGGGCCAUUUGGGACCGGAACUUGGCCAGAUAGCGGGUCAAAUGGUCGAGGCGGCGCACCAACAGAUGGCCGAGUUCACCUUAGAGCCUCAUCUCGGACCCGCCAUCUUACCCUUCGACGUUCCUGAGGGUUACUUCGUGCCGUUCCUCCCUCGUCGAGCCUUCGGGGUGGAGAACGGGGUGUCCCGUCCGCCACACGGUCAUGGGUCCUUCUACACCCACCGUCCACCGGGCCUCGUCGACGUCCCCAACUCUCCUGCCUUCGGGUUCCUCUUCAGUGGCUACAGGAGGUUCGACCCCGAGGCCAUACCCCAACAGCAGGACCCCCUACAGGCACUGCCACCUCAGGAUAUCGUGCCCGAGUCCCCGGUCCCUGAAGAUGACCUCCGCGAGUCCCCGGUCCCUCAACAUGACCUCCACGAGUCCCCGGUCCCUCAAGAUGACCCCCACGAGACCCCGGUCCCUGAAGAUGACCUCCACGAGUCCCCAGCUUCAUAAAACUAACUUUUCAAUAUCUUGUCCUGUAGGAGAGACCACCCUAAGGAUACGUAACCUCAGGAGUGAUCUUAACGUCCUGAACCCAAAAGUAAUAGUUUUUAUUCAGGUGUAAAAAACAUCGCUCAGCUGCCCCCUACUCUCACCUGUACCUGCUUAUUGUCUUGUGUUUUCAUUCUCCAUUUUCCGCGGUCAAAUAAAUCCCAUGACAUCUCCUCCGUACAAUGACAUUUUCCUCCGUCAGAUUCUUCCUAUAGUGAUUAAUUUUCAUUGUAAUUUUCUACCUACAGUAAUACCCCCACCCAUAUGUGCCAUAUACAGUACAAGUUUCCUCUCUUUCCCCCCCCUUAUAAGUUACCAAUCUUUCCUUUAUACAGUUUCUCUAUACAAACGUGUCUGUCUCGUCUCUCAGGAAUGAUUAUUUUUUCUCUAUAUACUUCCUCCCCUCUUCCCCACCUAACAAACAGCUAAGCCAUUUAUUAAAACGUUUAGACAGAAAUCAUGCACAAAAAUAAAAUGAUUAUCUUAAGUCCC